Priceomyces carsonii is the source of this 2748-nucleotide messenger RNA. RefSeq names its product oleate-activated transcription factor (gene CTA4). Gene Ontology annotation, cellular component: nucleus. The transcript has a single exon. The record is from RefSeq and is a predicted model, not a curated record. Gene Ontology annotation, molecular function: zinc ion binding; DNA-binding transcription factor activity, RNA polymerase II-specific; RNA polymerase II cis-regulatory region sequence-specific DNA binding. Gene Ontology annotation, biological process: positive regulation of transcription by RNA polymerase II. Bases 1 to 2748 code for a protein of 915 amino acids. NCBI's taxonomy places the organism in Eukaryota, Fungi, Ascomycota, Pichiomycetes, Serinales, Debaryomycetaceae.
AUGCCCGAAGUCGAUCAUAAGAUAGUUAAAAAGAGGAAUAAGCCAACGCUAAGUUGUUUGAAUUGCCGUAAAAGAAAGACAAAAUGUGACAGACAGAUGCCUUGUUCCUCUUGUAUUCAUGCAAAGAGGGCUAAUAGCUGCUCUUAUGAUCUGAGAUGGAUGAAUCCAGCUUCACAAAGAAGUAAUAGUGAGGAUAAUGAAAUUAAUGUUCAAAGUAAUGACAUCAAGAAAGAUGAAAAUGAGCUAUCGGAUGAGCUAAAAUCGUUGAAGCUGAAAAUUAAUAAUUUGGAAUCGUUUAUACGACACGAAUCGGUUGAGCCAACAAGUGGCAACGCGCAUUCUUUUGAGAAUCCGAUACAAGAUCAAACUUAUGAUACUUAUUUACCAUUUAGGAAUCCAAUUGGUCCAGCAGACGAAACGAUCAAUUUCUAUGCGGGAUACGAUUCAAUAUUUCUAAAAUGCCCUUCAAGAAGAAUUCAUUUUGGCCCACUUUCUUGGGUUUCAAUUUUGAGAAAGGAUCCUUGGUUAUCGCUGCUCUGGUCAUUUCAAAUCACGAAAGUGACCCCUUGCUAUUUUUCAAAUUCUCCUGAUAUGUUUCAUAUAGCUAAGGUGGCUUUAAGUUCUCCCGAGGAAGUAGAAGAAAAAGGAGGGCAUGUCUCAGCGAAUUCUUUUAAAAGGAUGGUUUUAGUUAACGAGGGAUUUGCAGAUGUUGUACCAUUUAAGUCAAUGAAAGAAAACAAUUUGAACCAACUGCUUACAUCUAACUAUAGCAAUAUCACAAUGACGAGGAGCUUGUUCGAAGGCAGGUUCACAACGGAGAUGGAUUUGGUUGAAAAGAUCACCAAAAUUAUGCCUAGCAGGAAGCUCACAUGGUCCCUUAUUGAUAGAUUUUUUGAGAAACUUUACAUUUUCAUGCCUUUGGUAGAUGAAUCUUUUAAAGACGAAUUAAGUAAGAUAGUGGGUCCUGUUAGUUAUGACGAUGUGCCGAUAGAGAAACUUAAAAUCGAAAAAAAGUUAGACUUAGCACUCAUUGCAAUUGCUUUAAUCAUUAUGAGAAUGACAUUUUUGUUCCAUUUUUCAAAUAGAAAUGUUGUUAAUGAACAUAUAAUGAAUUCGGAUGAUCCAGGGGUUGAUAAAAUUUCAAAAUAUAUUCUUAAUAAUCCAAUUAACUUGGUAGCUAUCGAAGUUGCGGAGCAAUGUGUAGACUGUUUUGAAUAUGCUAGAAAAACAAAUAUCUUGGUAUUUCAAGCAGUCUUAUUCAUGAGAUUAUAUCAUGUAUAUGCUCCAGAACAUGGUGAUCUUAUUGACGGAGGAGACUCUGAAGUCUCGAGUGCCGUUUUAAUUCAAAUGGCUAAUUCCUUGGGUCUUAAUAGAGACCCUGAUACUUUUUUUACUCCCUCUGGUGAUGAAAAGCUUAAUCACUUGGGAAGGAAAAUUUGGCACUUUGUGAUCAGAUUGGAGAAGAUCAAUAUUUAUGGAGCAGGGAAUGUAUUGACGAUAAAUCCUAAUAAUUAUGAUACGAAGUUGCCAUUCUUGAAGAAAGGAAACAGUAACACCAGUAACAUAGAACACGAGAAAGCUAUUGUUGAUACUUUUGCGUGGUUAGCAAAAAACUUGAAUUCUUAUGAGAAAAUAACUGCGUUGAUACUUAAUGUUAAUGAACCCGCAAGAAUUAAUGGGUUAAUUCAAAUCAUGGACGAGAUAGAAUACAUUGCCCAUAGAGACCUUUUUGUUUUGGGUAAUCCAAAUAUUGAAAGUGCAAGCACAGAUCCUUAUACUAGUAAAUAUUAUGAGGUAGCGAAGACUCGCCUCUUUCUUGCAGUUAAGUGCUCUUUGGUUGUGUUGUAUUUUCAUUUGUUUCUUCAUUAUGAGGCCACGAAACCAGAUUAUGCUUCUUUUUAUUUGAAGAAAUUAUAUUACGUUAUUUGCAAUGAACUCUCACCAUAUAUUUUUGAAAUUUUAAGAGGAAGGUAUGCGGAAUUUGCACUUAUUUUGAAUCCUGAUCUACAAAUGGUGUUUCAACGUACUAAUCAGGUCAAUUUUGCAUGCUAUUUGAGAGCAAGGUUUGCACAACACACUAUGGAAUUACAGGCAGAUCAUUCACAAUUGCUUGAUAUAGAUAUAGAUUACAAGAACAAAUAUGACCUUUAUUGUGCAUUGACGGAUAGUACAGGAAGAGCUAUGUCUGUAUUUGUUACAGUUUUAGAAAGAAUCUCGUCCAGAUACUACUGUGCUUGGAGAAUGUCAAAAGCCCACAGAUAUAUAACAAACUUCAUUCAAGGCGAAGGCUUCUUCAAACUCAAGCCACCCCAAAAUUUGAAACCCCUUUCAUACACACCGAAGCACAUUUCAGAGAUUAGGGACUAUGCUGCCUCUGCUGCUUCAAGAGUGGAAAGUGUAUUAAGCUACGAAGAUUCGGUAGAAAAACAUCCCAAAUUCAAUUAUGUGAAAAUUCACCUGCCAAAUCAAAAAUUUGAUCCCAAUAUCAACGUAUACCCUUACGGAAGUAAUGAAGAUAUCGAUCAGGUGUGGUUACGAAUGAUGGCGAUGAAGAAAGGGCCCAUAAUUCCAAAUCAAUCAAAUUUAGACAAUACAUCAACUGUGAAUUUAGAAACAGGGCAAGAAAAUGGCACUUUCGAAAAUGUUGGUAUAUUCGAUAAUCUGGAAGAUGAAGAAACAUUUUAUUAUGGAGAUCUAAUUUCGAAUGCUCUCAGUAAAGAUUUCGGAGACCUAAGUAGCUUUUUAUGA